Molecule: messenger RNA, 2274 nt
Organism: Parasteatoda tepidariorum (common house spider)
Lineage: Eukaryota; Metazoa; Arthropoda; Arachnida; Araneae; Theridiidae
Biological process (GO): transmembrane transport
Molecular function (GO): monocarboxylic acid transmembrane transporter activity
Source: RefSeq, a predicted model, not a curated record
GGAAAUUAAAAAGCGAUCAGAUUAAAAGUCCUUCAAAAUUCCUUUUUUUUUAAUGAAAAAAAGAAGACUUACCUUAUCCUUAAGUUAAGUACUAACUAAAUGUCAAUGUUAUUUUUAUCAAAUUCUUUUGUAAACGAAAUUGACGAUUAGUGAAUACUUUCAUAAAUCGUUAAAAUUACCGAUUGCAACUUAGCACGCAUAUUUGUCGGAACUCAUAAAAUAAAUGUCAUCUCUCCAGCGCAAUUAUGACAAGCAAACAAUGCAUCUUUUCAAGGCUAUUUGUCUUUAUGAAAGUCGGUCUGUGGAUUUUAUAUAUUUGGUCGAUGACAGCUGAGAUCUAACAUUUCAUUCAUUGUCCAAAAAUAUUCAUUAGGCGUUACACAAAAAUGAGUUCUGAUAUCUAUUAACUAAAAUGCAAACUGCAUUUUUAUUUUUCAUUUAUUCAGUGAAGCAUUGAUGAACACACUUUUCUGUGUAAAUAUCAAUUCCAGAUUUACAGUAUGAAUCCUAAAGAGCAACCUAGAGAAACCCUUGAAGGCUACGCAGCAAAAGGGAAAGGCCUAAAAAGCUGGAAUAGUUGGAGAGUUUUAAUAGCAAGUUCUGUUGUCUUUUGCUUGAUACUUCCUCCGUUUAAAAUGUUUGCAUUGUUCUAUGUCGCUGUUAUUGAACAAUAUGAAAUCGAAAGGGACUUAGCAGCAAUUCCGUUUGUGGUGUUAGCCAUUGUAAGAGCCUUGUCAGGUCUUGCAUUUGGAAUCUUAGUGGAAAGAUUUGGAUUACAAUGUAUGGCCUUUGUGGGUUGCUCUCUAGCCGCAAUUGGCGUCAGUACAAGCUACUUUGCACAAGGCUACAUAAUAUUAUCAGUAACUUUAGGCUUAUUCUAUGGAUUUGGAUUUACAGUAACAGCAUUGCUGCCCAGCAUCAUCAGAGAUUAUUUUGAUAAUGAUUCUGCAGCCAUAUCUAAUGGGUUACUUAAUCUUGGACCAAGUGUUUGUUCCAUCGCAUUCCCAUCAAUUAUAAUAUAUUUUUUAAAUGAGUAUGGCCUAUCGGGAACCUUUUUACUGACAUCGGGCAUCAUAUUAAAUGCAAUACCCUUCGUUAUAAUUCUGCAUAAACCAGUUGCAACAGGGUCUAAACGUGCUCUUCAUAAUAAAACAUAUUUAGAAGAUAUUAAUAAAGAUAACGACUUGCAAGCAGAUAGCUUAUUAAACGAAGAAAGAACUGAUAAUGAUUUGUGCAUACCGGCAAAAUGUAAUGAGUACUCCCCAUGUAAAGAUGGCCCAAUAGAAUCAACAUUAGUUUUUGAGGAAACUGUGUCACAUUGUCCUAAUCAUGUGCAAACUAUGUGUUCAUUCAUUAGUAAUUCCUCUGGCUCAACACGAUGUCAUCAAUUACACUCUGAAGCAGUUGACGUUCAAGAAUUAGACAAUGUCAGUUCAAAACAUGCAAUAAAUAAUUCAAAAGUUACAAAAAGUGUUGAUGAUAAGCCUCCUUUAAGCACCCUUCACCAAAAGCGCGUAUAUUUUAUGAAAAUGAAAACUAAACAGUGUAUUUCUAAAGGACGAAGGAAUAUUUGGCACCCUCUCGCCGUGAUGAAAGACCCAACAUUCAUAGCGCUAUCAAUUACACAAUCUUUAUUUGCCUAUACGUUAAUUGUGGUAUUGACAACAAUGAUUGAUUAUUCUAGGGAUAAAAAUAUUGAUAGAACUAAUGAGAUUUAUAUGCUGACUUUUCAACCCAUCCCGGACAUUGUGGGUCGCCUGGGACUCACAUGGGUGACUGAUAAAAAGUAUUUAUCUGUAUCCGGUUUCGGUGCCAUAAUGCAUCUUGUAAUGGCUGCCUCCAGUGUCUGGAUGGCACUGUCGAACAGUUUUGGCAUGAUGAUAGCUGGAAUUAUGCUAAUAUCUUUUGCGAUUGGUGGCAUGAACAACAUUAUUCCUGGAAUGAGCUAUUCAUAUAUUGCAAAGGAUAAACAGACAUUUGCUGUUACAUCAUUUGGUUUUCUUUAUGCUCCUUUGAGUUUAACAGUAUCACCUCUCAUAGGGUAUUUUAGAGGAAACCUAGGUUCCUAUGAUGGACUAUAUUAUUUACUUACAGCAAUGAAUAUUUUCUGCAGCAUUACUGUACUUUUACUUCCUUGGCUUUCAAAUGUAAGAGAAAAGAAAGAGAUCAAAAGGCACAGUGAAAUUCAGCUUUUAAAGAGGACUGACAAUGUUUGAAAAUACAAAACUUUAUUUUUUAAUUAAUUUUGUAUGUAGUAAAAAAGUAUGGCAUUAC